AUGUAUCCUACCAGCAUUUUUGCGCAGUCUACUAGGAGCGGGCAACAUGCUCGUUGGGCCUGCCUCUCAAAUGGCGCAGCUGCGUCAUGCCUCUUCAGACCCCGCCUACGACAGCAACGAGGCAUCGUCGCGCCAUUUGCACGCAUGAAUACGUCCAUUAUCAGCAGCUACUCUAGCAUACGCAGUCUGAGACGAUAUCGUCAUUUUCUGGAUACUCCAAGCCUACCGGCAGAUCACAUUCAUGUAAGAAGCUACUCUAUCAACGAGCCCAACCAGCCCACUGCGGACGAGUACAUUGUGGAACUACAGGAUUUAUACGAGAUCGCCAAAGACGAGUUGGAAAUCGCCGCAGAAUCUACAGACGGUGCGACGAUAUAUGCAGCCUCUGAUCGGGCAUCGCUGCGUGAGGCUUUCGAUGAUCUAGACCGUGCGUAUGCACAAUAUACAGGUGCGGAGUCUGUGUCACCUGCCCAAGGAGGCGAAUCUACAGCAUCUCUCUCCAGCCACAUACCUUCAGAGGUUAAAGAGGAGAUUAAACGUCGGGUUGGGCAGCGAAUACGGGAACUCAAAAACGCCGUAGAGGCUCUUGAGGAGAAAUCACGAGCAGAAUAA
Molecule: messenger RNA, 612 nt
Organism: Ophidiomyces ophidiicola
Lineage: Eukaryota; Fungi; Ascomycota; Eurotiomycetes; Onygenales; Onygenaceae
Exons: 3
Coding region: 1-612 (203 amino acids)
Source: RefSeq, a predicted model, not a curated record